GAAAUUUGAAGGAGUCUUGUGUGUUGUUUCACCAGUUGUGGCCGAUGAACAUAGAAAUGCGAUCAGGACGUUAAUCAAUUGUCUGCUGCCGGGACUUCUGAUUCCUCCACUGUCUACCAGCAAGAGGUGGAUGUGUUAAUUCAAUUUGGAUUUCUUGUUUCCCUAUUCGUUUCAGUUUCCGUACACCAACUAACAUUUUCUAGUGUAUAAUCUGCCACAUGAUUCAUAUUUAGGACUAUUGGGAACGACAAGAAGCACAGUUGUUGAUAGUGACAUCAUCCCUUUUCACUGGAUGAUUGCAGUAGACUGAUGAUCUUCCUGCUGCUGCUAGUACCUUAUUUGAUCAUAGGUUCCUUCUUCUCCCUCUCUCUCUCUCCUUCUUCGGAUCAUCAAAUCGGAGACAAGUGACAUGACAUCUCUCUCCUUCUUCCAUUAAUCAUUCUGGCUCUUUUUAUCUCACGCUUAACCCGUUUUUUGAUCGUAGUUGUUGUACUAGGCUCAAUCCCAAAAUAAGUAAGCAAAAUGGCGAUGUUUUAUCAUGCGACGCCUGCUAGAAACAAGGAGAGCAUCGAAAGAAACGGGUUUUUUCCAGGAUCGCACGGAUACGAUGGUGCUGGUAUCUAUUUUUGUAAGAGACCUGAAGCUGCUAUCAAUCGAGCCAGGAUCCGUCGUCUUAUGGCCUAGGACUCAUGCGUAUGGAUCACUACAGAAUAGAAGCAAGUAUCACUUGUCAUCUUCUAGCUCUAAUGGAAGUGAUGAGCUCAAGAACCUCAAAAGAAGCUAGAAUAGCAAAAAGUUGCUCGUCAACCACCAUAUUAUAAUUAUCCAUAUUAAAAUUAUAAUAUGAGUUGAUGUACAAAACCAUAACCAUAAGCCUAUACAUCGUGAUUCUCUCUUCGAUGUUGUGUUAUCAAACAACGAAUAAUUCGCGUUGUGCGGCGACGGCGUUGAGCCAGUUUAUCCUAUCGGAACUAAAGAAGAACUACCAUAAGGAGAUGGUGAUGGAGAAGGUAUUUCAGUUCUAAAAAUGAUGAAGAUGCUGUCGUAUUCGCAUGCCAGAUUCCGGACUCAGACUCAGUGGUGUCCAAUGUUAACAACCAAGACAAUUUCAAGGUCGAAAGCGAAUAUUAUGGAACACGACCUGGAAUGAUUAUUUAUUUUCCUAGUGCAGGGUUUGACUGUCUUUUGAUUAAUCGCCGUCCUCUAGUUCUUUCACAUUAAAUUUGACUCAACUUUUUCUUAUCGUAGUUUGGUGUUUGAUUAAGUGGACUUCAUCUCCUCUAAUGUCUUGAAAAGGUAGUAUCAAACAAGACCACGAACACGAUGUUUACCCAAGAAAAUCUCUAAAAAGACAGUGAUCGCAUCAAGAUCGUUGGGACUUCGCGCUAUGAUGAAGAUGAAGUUUCGCAAAUCAAGUGCCGCUCAACACAAAACGUUAGAAGUCGCGUUUCGAAACACGUAAUUCCACACCACCAUGGCCAAGACAACCCAGAAGAGAAGGUCCAACUAGGUUACAAUGGUCUUAUUGGCACUAUAUCUGCAGCUGUUAUUGGCGGGCUUUUUUUUGGAGUACCCGGAGUUUGUCUCGGUGCUGGUGUCGGUCUGUGGGCCAUGAACUAGAACUAGAUGGUGGGAAAAUGAACGAGCCAGAAAAUGAGUAGAUAUCGGUUAUUUUUAUCCCUUCGCUGAGUAAUUACUAUGUAUUACCGCAUUUAUUGAUUAUAUCUCAUCACUUUUUUUUUUGAUUUUUGACUUUGAGAACGGCAGCUCAUUCAACAAGGCUUCCGCUUUGCGGUGCCCUCAUUCCGAAAAGAUUUCUCCAGUAUGCCCUCAUUCACUCUACGUAACUGCACGCGAAGAACUGCAACCUUCAACAUGCUCAUGACAUUUUGAAAAUUCGAUCGUCUAGAUCUAGUGUUCUUCUAGCCAAAAUUUUUAACAUCAUGAGGCGUGUGAAACUACAACAUGGAUCUAUAUCAUGUCUUCAAUUAGGAGCCGAGAGAGACAGACACAGAGACCACCAGAAAUACUCGAGCUGCGGAUUGUUCCUGAUGAGUAACAUUGGGAAUCUCAACUACGAACAAUAAGUUGAUGUACUACUUGAUUGUAAAAAUCGACUUGUACUACAAAUAGGCGAAAGAUGUUGAUGAUAAAG
Amoebophrya sp. A25 is the source of this 2155-nucleotide messenger RNA. The record is from the annotation of a GenBank genome assembly. NCBI's taxonomy places the organism in Eukaryota, Dinophyceae, Syndiniales, Amoebophryaceae.